AUGCUGUUGAUAUUAGGAUGGACUAGGAAUCUUAGCGUAGAAACGAUAGUUGAGGAAUUUGCAGUUAAUAAGAACACAGUUUAUAAGUGGUUUAGUGAAAUUAGGGAAAAAUGUGCUAGUUACGUCGAGGCUAACAGAAGACCGAUAGGAGGAUUAGGAUUAACGGUAGAAAUAGACGAGUCGGUAGUAGUUAAGCGUAAGAAUCAUAGGGGACGUAUUUCAAAUAAUAAUCAGGUUUGGCUAGUUGGAGGAAUUUGUAGGGAAACGAAAGAGAUAUUUUUAGAAAUAGUAGAGAAAAGAGAUAGGGCAACUUUACAUAAUUUAGUUUUGAACAACGUAGAUAGGAAUAGUACAGUAGUGACAGAUUGUUGGGCAGCGUACGGAGGAUUAGAGCAGCAUGGAUAUAGGCACAAUAGGGUAAAUCAUUCAGAGAAUUUUGUAGAUCCAGGGAAUCGCGAUAUUCAUACACAGAAUAUAGAAAAUUUAUGGAGGCAUGUAAAGGAUUUUAUUAGGAGUAAGGGAACGCACAAAGGUAGCAUGAGGUGUUAUUUGAGGGAGUAUCAGUUUAAGCGUCAUAACCAGAAUAGUUUUGAGGAGAUUUUAAAUAUACUGAAAGCAGAUUAG
Messenger RNA from Anopheles moucheti, 624 nucleotides. RefSeq lists its product as uncharacterized. NCBI's taxonomy places the organism in Eukaryota, Metazoa, Arthropoda, Insecta, Diptera, Culicidae. The transcript has a single exon. The record is from RefSeq and is a predicted model, not a curated record. Bases 1 to 624 code for a protein of 207 amino acids.